This is a messenger RNA of Lotus japonicus, 674 nucleotides long. RefSeq lists its product as uncharacterized. Gene Ontology annotation, cellular component: mitochondrion. The transcript has 2 exons. The record is from RefSeq and is a predicted model, not a curated record. NCBI's taxonomy places the organism in Eukaryota, Viridiplantae, Streptophyta, Magnoliopsida, Fabales, Fabaceae. Bases 88 to 396 code for a protein of 102 amino acids.
AUUAGCACCCCGUAGCCUCCAUUCUCCAACAACAGAACAGAACCUCUUCUCUUUCUCCUUUCUCUUUCUCUCUGGCGACGGAAGAAGAUGGCUAGCGGUGGGUUGAAGAGGAUGCUAACGGCGGCAAUCACUGGCGGAGUGACGGAGGCACGAGCGAGCAUAUUCGGCCACCAAUUGAACCUCACCGGCAAGAAAUCACCGCACAAGGUUCUUCGCAUGAAGCUCUUCGGUGAGAAAGUCGCUCAGUGGUACCCUCAUGACAUCAAGAAAGAUGACCCUCUUGUCAUGGCCCGUGAACAACAAGAACGCUUAUCGAAGCUUGAAAUGUUGAAGCGGCGGGGUAAAGGGCCUCCCAAGAAGGGUCACGGAAGGCGUGCAGCCAAACGCAACAAAUAAGUUAUACUUUCACCUAUUCCUGAAACCGUAUUGUGGGCAUUGUUUUGAGUUAAAGACCAGUAGUUGUUUCUGUAAACACUUUGAAUUUAAUUUAUUUUAUCAGAAUCAUAGAAUCUGUCAGGCCAAUUUCCUGAGAGAAAACUUGAUGCACUUGAGAAUUGAAACCAUUGUCCUCUUUUGGUUGGACAUCGCUGUCUCUUUUGUGCAAUUACAAUUCCAGAAAUUGAUAUGUUCACCUUCAAAGUUGGAAUACAAAUGCACAAGGUUUUUGUUGUUGA